Patiria miniata (bat star) is the source of this 441-nucleotide messenger RNA. Its product is annotated as ataxin-8-like. Bases 1 to 441 code for a protein of 146 amino acids. The record is from RefSeq and is a predicted model, not a curated record. The transcript has 5 exons. NCBI's taxonomy places the organism in Eukaryota, Metazoa, Echinodermata, Asteroidea, Valvatida, Asterinidae.
AUGGCCCAUGCAGACUGCGGAGAAGAGCGAAACUAUUUUACAGGGAAACGAGCUGAAAAGAACCAGAAUCAAAUCAACGAAAUUAGAAAAAGAAAAAGAAAAGAAGAAACAGAAUCAUUAUUGAAGAAUAAAUGUGAGAAAUUAAAGCGAUUUUCAAUACAGCAGCAGCAGCAGCAGCAGCAGCAGCAGCAGCAGCAGCAGCAGCAGCAGCAGCAGCAGCAGCAGCAGCAGCAGCAGCAGCAGCAGCAGCAGCAGCAGCAGCAGCAGCAGCAGCAGCAGCAGCAGCAGCAGCAGCAGCAGCAGCAGCAGCAGCAACAGCAGCAACAACAGCAACAACAGCAACAACACCAACAACAGCAACAACAGCAACAACAACAACCGGAGUCGAUAUUUACGCUGCCGUAUAUAUAUAAUGACAUUUUAUUAUGGACUGUCAUCUAA